AUGGUAACUAUACACCAGUGUCAUCACUCGCUUUUGUUUAAACUUCAGUCAUCGUCAGGGGCAAUGACUAUGGUCUCCAUCGAAAGAGAUUCGGCUUCUGCCGUUUCUUUGGCUGUCGAUGACAGCUCGUUGCAUCCGAUGGUAAAUCUUUACGAAAUCGGGAUCAAUGGGAAAACAUGUGUUAACAGGGAUAUUCUACUAAAGUGUCCUUUCCAAAAAGCCAUGUCUUUGCGUAAAAGCAUAUUAACAAGCGGUGCCGUUUUGCUGCUCAUUGUGGGCAUUUUCUAUUACUUAUAUAUCAUGGAAUCUACCAACGUCAAGAAAAAUAUCUUUUUGCUGGAUCCAUUUUUCGUAUGCCCAAAAUGGAAUCAUUGUUUAAAACACUUACUCUUCAACUUGUCGGAAUUGGACUGGCCCAUUGCUCCAGUGGCAGAUAAGCCAAUUGGACGAAGUCUUCCCAACGGAGAAGUAUACAGACCACCUCGUUCCUUUAUGCCUGUGGCCAGCAAAUCGCAGAGGAAAUUAUUUAACAAAUUGUUAGAGCAAUUUGCUGAACUCAUGUCGGAGAAUGAAUUGGGCGAUCGAUUCUUCCUAAUGGGUGGAACGCUCUUGGGUAGCUUCCGACACCACGAUCACAUUCCCUGGGAUGAGGACGUGGACAUUUUAGUUGACUUGCAACUCCGCCCACUAAUAACUAGAUUAGUAUCGCUUUUGCUUCCUGAGUUCCGGAUAUACAAAUCAGGAGAACGUGAUAAAUUGUGCACAAAAAGAUUUCAAGGUAUCAACGACUCUAAAGAUUCGGAGCUUAGUAUACGCACCUCAAGGUGGAAAUGGGGUUGGCCAUUUCUUGAUAUCGGAUAUUACCUUUCUAAUCGAACACAUGUGUGGGAACAUGCUUUGUACAAUAGCCAGAGACUUGUGUGGCCGAGAGAUUUUGUGUUCCCACUAAUGUUUCGUCCUCUAGGUAGACACUGGUAUCCAACUCCGUUCGCGACGAUGCGGUUCAUGCGCCAAACCAAAGCAUUUACUGGCACCUGCUCCGUAAGUGGCUGGGAUCAUGUGCUAAUGAAGAGCAGUCGUGCAUUGUUGACGCCAUGUAAAAAUCUGCGUGAUAGAUACGCCUUUGUGCGUCGCCAAUUAUCCGACAAGCGCCUAAACAACAUGAUGUUAUCAGCAGCGCAUUCAGUCUUGCUCACGCUGUCGGUUGUGAAAGAGGAACUGAUAAUCUACAUAAAGAAAGACACUCCAUCUGCUCGAGUGAUUCAUUCAAUUCACCUUCCGGGGCAUUCAGAGGAUGCUGAUCUGGACAUUUACGAUUAUGUGAAAUGA
Messenger RNA from Dicrocoelium dendriticum, 1329 nucleotides. The record is from the annotation of a GenBank genome assembly. Lineage: Eukaryota; Metazoa; Platyhelminthes; Trematoda; Plagiorchiida; Dicrocoeliidae.